AUGUGCAAGAGCCUUGAGGACAACCAUGACGGCCUCGUUCCAUGGGAUGCGGCAAGCUUGAUGGAACUGGCAAAACCAGAAAUUAGCGUCUCUGUGGCAAACACUGUCAUCCAAGAUGUCUUUGGCAUCUAUGCUGGACCGGUGGUUGACUAUUACUAUGGCACACGGAUGGCGGUUGCUCUCGAUUUAAUCGAUGUUGCAGAGCAUCACUACAACAAGAGAAAGAUCGAUGCAAGGCUCGUUAGUCCAGUCUAUGUCAGGGAGAGCAUCAUGUCUUGGCUCCCACAGGAAGAUUGGAAAGACUUCCACACAGUCUUGGUUAGUGCUGCUCAGAUUCUUGUAGAGCCUCCCAACGACAACCAGGUAGACAAAGUGAAGAAACUUGUUCGGAAGAAGUUUGGUACUGCCGACAAAGUCUUGGUGUUAGGGAUGAUUGAAUCCAUCAUUGAGUACUUCGGCAUUUCAAAUGGAGAAAUCAAUGUUGAUACAUUGGAGGCUCAUGAAACUGCAGCAGCAGCUGCAGCUGCCAUUUCUCCUUCGGGCUGA
Messenger RNA from Seminavis robusta, 546 nucleotides. The record is from the annotation of a GenBank genome assembly. Lineage: Eukaryota; Bacillariophyta; Bacillariophyceae; Naviculales; Naviculaceae.